Molecule: messenger RNA, 1129 nt
Organism: Synchiropus splendidus (mandarinfish)
Lineage: Eukaryota; Metazoa; Chordata; Actinopteri; Syngnathiformes; Callionymidae
Product: melanin-concentrating hormone receptor 1-like
Exons: 2
Coding region: 44-1129 (361 amino acids)
Biological process (GO): neuropeptide signaling pathway
Cellular component (GO): membrane; neuron projection
Molecular function (GO): neuropeptide binding; melanin-concentrating hormone receptor activity
Source: RefSeq, a predicted model, not a curated record
UCUGGGAUCCGAAGAACACGCUUCUCGACUUGUAUUCCUUCAGAUGGAUUUCCUGGACGACUCCAAUUUUUCCGUGGCGGACACCAACUUGACGUCACCAUCAGUUCUGGACGGAACCCUUCACUGCAGCGUCAUCCUCCCUGUCAUCUUCAGCAUCAUCUGCGUUCUGGGCAUAAUGGGGAACUUCAUCGUGAUCUACACUAUCAUGAAGAAGACCAAAUGCCGAGCCAGACAAAGCGUCCCGGACAUCUUCAUCCUGAACAUGUCAAUAGUGGACGUGCUGUUCCUCCUGGGAAUGCCUUUCCUGCUCCAUCAGCUGCUGGGCGACGGGACCUGGCAUUUCGGAGCCACCCUCUGCACGGUAAUCACGGCCCUCGACUCCAACAGUCAGAUUGUAAGCACAUACAUCCUCACGGCAAUGACCUUUGACCGCUACCUGGCUACAGUCCAUCCUAUCCGCUUCAACUACAUCCGCACGCCGUACGUGGCGGUGCUGGUGAUCGUCCUGGUGUGGGUCCUGUCCCUGUUCACCAUCAUGCCAGUGUGGAUGUAUGCCGGCCUCAUGCCGCUCACCGAAGACUUGGUGGCCUGCGCUCUCCUACUCCCCAACCCGGUCACCGACACCUACUGGUUUACUCUCUACCAAUUCUUUCUGGCCUUCGCAAUUCCUUUAGCCAUCAUCUGCGUUGUGUUCCUGAAGAUCCUGCAGCACAUGUCCACCAGCGUGGCGCCCCUGCCGCCUCGCAGUCUGAGGGUGCGCACGAGAAAAGUCACCAGAAUGGCCGUCACCAUUUGCCUGGCCUUUUUCAUCUGCUGGGCGCCUUACUACAUCCUGCAGCUGGUCCAUCUCGGAGUGCAGAAGCCCAGCAUCGCCUUCUCUUACGCCUACAACAUCGCCAUCAGCAUGGGCUACGCCAACAGCUGCAUCAAUCCCUUCAUUUACAUCAUGCUCAGUGAGACUUUCAAGAGGCAGCUCCUUCGAGCUGUGCGGCCCCUCAACAGGAAGUUUCAAGUGAAUCCCAGCACUACGGAUGGAGGGAGUCUGAGUGUCAGGAUGGUACCUGAGGAAGCUCAGCAGGAGAACCCGGCGAGCGAGGUGAUGCUACCUUCGAAUAAGGAGUCUGAGUAA